UCCCUUGCAUUUUCUCCUGACAAUCAUUCCCUUAUCUCGGGAUUUGAGGAUGAGACCGCGAUUAUUUGGGAUGCUCAAACCGGAGCAUGUCUACAUUCCUUCGACAUCGAGGGCAACAUAGACCAGGUCGCUUUCUCUCCAAAUGGUUCUCACAUCUACAUCAAUGCCAAUAACUCCUGUUCAAUCUAUGAGACCCAAAAUUACAGGUGCAUUUCUGAAUUACGGCACCAUGACAAAGAAUACUGCGAGUUGUCAGUGUCUCGGCAAGGGGACCGCAUAGCAACAGCAUCGAUGGACGAUCAAGUGAAGAUUUGGAGUGCAGUGACUGGUGAGGAGCUUCUCACCAUCGACCACCCAGGAAAGCUCUCGUAUUCUGUGACGUUCUCUCCAGAUGGCUCUGAGGUACUAGCGGCUUGUGAC
Phanerochaete carnosa HHB-10118-sp is the source of this 420-nucleotide messenger RNA. RefSeq lists its product as uncharacterized. The annotation marks the transcript as partial. Gene Ontology annotation, molecular function: protein binding. The transcript has 2 exons. NCBI's taxonomy places the organism in Eukaryota, Fungi, Basidiomycota, Agaricomycetes, Polyporales, Phanerochaetaceae. The record is from RefSeq and is a predicted model, not a curated record.